AUGACAAUACCCCCCCACUUAAGGGGGCAACACAGGGCAACUCAGGUAGACGGCUCGGAGGCCUUAUGGACAGGCUGGGCAGUUCAGUGGGGCGACCCGGAGGUCGGGCAAACGGACGGAGCCGUUCUGGAGGCCGGCGGGGGAGACAGGGUAUCUCCGGAGGUCGAGCCGGAGGAUGGCGUCGCCCCUCUGGAGGGCGAGCAGGAGGACAGUGGCGAAGACGGGGUCUCUGCGGAGGUCGAGCCAGAGGAUGGCGUCGCCCCUCUGGAGGGUGACCAGGAGCCGACUUGGUACCAGGGGCAGGAGUCAGCUGGACCGCCGUCAGGACACGAGGAACAGGGAUCGGCCGGACCACUGGAGGCGGCACAGAGUCAGGGGCCACCGGAGGCGGCACAGAGGCAGAGGCCACCGGAGGCGGCGCCCCGGCAGGAGUCAACGACACCAAGAGCCAUGUGGGCUGAAUCAGGGCAAGAAUCAAUGGCGGUGGCGCCCUGGCAGAAACCACGAGCGGAGGUGACGUCACGGCUGGAGCCAGGAGAAGCGGUGACAUCACAUCAGGAACCAGGAGAGGUGGUGACGUCACACCAGGAACCGUCGAUGCCGCUGGACAACACGAAACAGCGGCCGUUGACACCACAGGAAAGACGGGAACAGUUAUCGACGCCGCCGGGGAACACGGAGCAGUGGCCGCCGACACCACAGGAGGGACAGGAACCGGCCGGACCGCCGACAGGAAACGGGGAGCAGGGAUUGGCCAGACCACUGACCAGGAACCAGAGUCAGGAGUCAGCUGGACCGCCGACAGGACACGAGGAGCAGGGGAGACUUUGUCCAGCCCACCUAAUUCAGGAGCUAGGGAGGAAUCGACCAGGACCCCCGACGCUGAGACAGCUGAUGCGCCGGCCGGGAUGGUCGACCCGGGAAGUGGGGCAGGAGCCGACGAAACACCAACUGGAACCCCCGACGCUGGAACAGCUGAUGCGUCAGCCAGGGUAG
Seriola aureovittata is the source of this 996-nucleotide messenger RNA. Its product is annotated as basic salivary proline-rich protein 1-like. Bases 1 to 996 code for a protein of 331 amino acids. The record is from RefSeq and is a predicted model, not a curated record. The transcript is spliced from 2 exons. Lineage: Eukaryota; Metazoa; Chordata; Actinopteri; Carangiformes; Carangidae.